Molecule: messenger RNA, 1428 nt
Organism: Amaranthus tricolor (Joseph's coat)
Lineage: Eukaryota; Viridiplantae; Streptophyta; Magnoliopsida; Caryophyllales; Amaranthaceae
Product: cysteine synthase-like
Exons: 12
Coding region: 174-1142 (322 amino acids)
Cellular component (GO): cytoplasm
Molecular function (GO): cysteine synthase activity
Source: RefSeq, a predicted model, not a curated record
CCAAAGAACAAGAACAACCGUAUCACUACUAUCAAACAGUAUCAAUAUUAAUACACCCGGGAACUACUCCUUCAAUAUUCCAAAUACAGAACUCCCUAUUCGAUUUGCAUUACUAGUCAACUUCCCAUAUUAAGAAAUCUGGGUCUUGAAACCUGUUUUUUUUGCUUGAACAUAUGGAGGGAGGUUGUACCAUAGCAGAAGAUGUGACUGGACUGGUAGGAAAAACGCCGUUGGUGUAUCUUAACCAUGUUGUAGAUGGUUGCGUAGCACACAUCGCAGCAAAGCUCGAAAUAAUGGAACCGUACUCUAGUGUCAAAGACAGGAUUGCAGCUAGUAUGAUCAAAGAUGCUGAACAAAAGGGUCUAAUUUCCCCUGGGAAGACCACCCUUAUCGAAGUGACAAGUGGUAAUACCGGAAUUGGAUUGGCAUUUAUUGCUGCUGCUAAGGGGUAUAAGCUAAUCAUUGUUAUGCCUGCAACUGUAAGUCUUGAAAGGAGAAUCAUUCUUAAAGCUUUAGGAGCGGAGUUGCAUCUCAUGACUCCAAGAAGCUUCGACGAGUUCUUUGUUAAAGCCCGAGAAAUAUUGGCGAAAACACCAGACGGAUAUUGGAUUAAUCAAUUUGAAAAUCCUGCUAAUCCGAAAAUUCAUUUUGAAACCACGGGGCCAGAGAUUUGGAGAGCCACAGAAGGCAAAGUCGAUGCCUUUGUCUCGGGUAUUGGUACUGGUGGUACUGUUACAGGAGCUGGGAGAUUUUUUAAAGAGAAAAAUUCUGCUAUUAAGGUGUAUGGUGUAGAACCAGCUGAAAGUGCAGUCUUAAACGGAGAACAACCUGGCAAGCACAAAAUCCAAGGAAUUGGAGCUGGUAUCAUCCCUCCGCUAUUGGACUUUAGUAUACUUGAGGAAGUUAUAAAGAUAUCAAGUGAGGAAGCCAUUGAAACUGCAAAGCUUCUCGCACUGAGAGAAGGUUUACUGGUUGGGAUUUCAUCUGGAGCUGCUGUUGCUGCUGCUAUAAAGAUAGCAAAAAAGCCUGAAAAUGCUGGAAAAUUGAUAGUUGUUAUUCUCCCUAGUUUUGGGGAGCGUUAUUUAUCAACUGAUUUGUUCGAGGUUGAGAGACAAGAAGUGGAGAAUUUGCCUUGUGAAUAACAUUGCAAAUGUGCAAUGCAAGAGUCGUCAUCAUCAUCAAAUCCAGUAUAUCCCAUUUAUAGAAAAAACUAUGGACAAAAUCUGGAGAAAAAAGGACGGCGACAACUCAUACCCAUAGAAGAAAGCGCGGUCAAAAGAGUCAAGAGCGUCUCUUCUAAAAAUAAUGAAUUAAACAUAUUAUAUUUGUAAGCUAAUCAAUUAAUUAUCAUGUAAGUCAUCAAUUAGUUUUAGUGUGAAAAUUGAUGUAGUUGAACCAACCAUUUUAGUGACUUCUUAAGUGACUAAA